Lampris incognitus (smalleye Pacific opah) is the source of this 3374-nucleotide messenger RNA. RefSeq names its product phosphatidylinositol binding clathrin assembly protein a (gene picalma). Gene Ontology annotation, cellular component: clathrin-coated vesicle; clathrin-coated pit; synaptic vesicle. Gene Ontology annotation, biological process: clathrin-dependent endocytosis; synaptic vesicle budding from presynaptic endocytic zone membrane; clathrin coat assembly. NCBI's taxonomy places the organism in Eukaryota, Metazoa, Chordata, Actinopteri, Lampriformes, Lampridae. The record is from RefSeq and is a predicted model, not a curated record. Gene Ontology annotation, molecular function: phosphatidylinositol-4,5-bisphosphate binding; SNARE binding; clathrin heavy chain binding. The transcript has 21 exons. Bases 386 to 2203 code for a protein of 605 amino acids.
UGCGCGCGGUCCGCUGUGGCGCGUGUGCGCUCGGCUGGGGGAGGCUGAGCCGGGCAGGAAGCGGGCCCGCCAUUUUCCCGAGGAGCUGCAGUCCAUUUAAACCCGGCAGGGGGAGGCGGUGGGAAAGUGGACGGAGCUCGCCGGGAGCCGAAAGGAAGCGAGAAAGAAGAGCAGCGAACGCGAGAGGAAGAGUGAGUCGCACGGGCGAAGGGGGAGAGCCGCGAGGCAAAGGCAGAGCAGAGAGCGGUUGGUGUGUUGUGGCUGUGGAGUAACGCGGCUCUCAGCUGUUCGCCGUCCGGCCCGGGUGAGGUGGCAGAACCGUGGGAGCGACGUGACUGAAUUCUGCUGGGUUUCGAGGCACCGUGUCGUGGUCGGAGUCUGCAGGAUGUCGGGCCAGAGCAUCACAGACCGGAUAACCGCCGCGCAGCACAGCGUCACCGGCUCGGCCAUAAGCAAAACGGUGUGCAAGGCGACCACGCACGAAGUCAUGGGGCCGAAAAAGAAGCACUUGGACUACCUGAUACAGUGCACCAAUGAGAUGAACGUCAACAUCCCUCAGCUGGCCGACACACUGUUUGAGAGGACCGCCAACACCAGCUGGGUGGUGGUCUUCAAAUCCCUCACCGCCACACACCACCUGAUGGUCUAUGGCAAUGAGAGAUUCAUACAAUAUCUGGCUUCAAGGAACACACUUUUCAACCUCAGCAAUUUUUUGGACAAAAGUGGCCUGCAAGGCUAUGACAUGUCGACGUUCAUCAGGCGAUAUAGUCGCUACUUGAAUGAGAAGGCUGUGUCCUACAGACAGGUGGCCUUUGACUUUACUAAAGUGAAACGAGGGUCUGAUGGAGUGAUGCGAACCAUGAGCACAGAGAAGCUCCUCAAGACCAUCCCGAUCAUCCAGAAUCAGAUGGAUGUCCUACUCGACUUUAAUGUCAAUGCCAAUGAACUGACAAACGGGGUGAUCAAUGCGGCCUUCAUGCUUCUGUUCAAAGAUGCCAUCCGACUGUUUGCAGCCUACAAUGAGGGCAUCAUCAACCUGCUCGAGAAGUACUUUGACAUGAAGAAAGCCCAAUGCAAAGAAGGCCUCGACAUCUACAAGAAGUUCCUGACAAGAAUGACAAGAAUUUCCGAGUUCCUCAAAGUUGCAGAGCAAGUGGGGAUUGAUCGGGGGGACAUUCCAGAUCUCUCUCAGGCCCCCAGUAGCCUGCUGGAUGCUCUGGAGCAACACUUGGCCUCACUGGAGGGAAAGAAGGUGAAAGAUUCAACGGCAGCAAGCAGGGCUAGCACACUCUCCAAUGCCGUCUCUUCGUUGGCCAACACCGGCAUUUCUUUCACCAAAGCGGAUGAGAGGGAAAAACAGGCGGCCCUGGAGGAAGAGCAGGCUCGCCUUAAAGCCCUGAAAGAGCAGCGUCUGAAGGAGCUCCAGAAGAAUCCUGCUUCCACAGACACCUCUCCUAUCUCUACCAUCGGAGGACCCAUCAACUUGGCCCCAGCCAUCGACCUCUUCUCUUCCCCCAGCUCCAAUAACGGCCCUUCCAAGGCAGCCAACGACCUGCUAGACCUUCAGCCAGCUUUCCAGCAGGCGAUGCCCCUCUCUACCGGCACACCCGCUGGCAGCACAUGGGGAGGGUUUUCAGCCUCCCCCACUACUCAGCAGCCACAGAACUCCAGAGGCCUUAACGUCGACUUCGACUCCGUGUUUGGCAACAAUACCAAUGCCAAUAAUGUGGACUUAACUGAUGAUAUUGUAGGUGGCCUCCUCAAACCCACAGUGGCCUCCUCACCCAAUCAGGGCCUUACAACCAACUGCCAACACCCCAGCAAGCUCAUGUCUGAUGACCUGGACUCCUCAUUGGCUAAUCUUGUCGGUAAUUUGGGAAUUGGCAACGGCACGACGAAGAAUGAUCUUCACUGGAGUCAACCAGGUGAGAAGAAGCUGACAGGUGGAAACAACUGGCAACCCAAGACGGCUCCUUCCACCACCUGGAACCCUGCCACUAUGAACGCCAUGAUUUUUCCGCAAUACGCACCAUCUGUCAUGGCCUUCCCUGCAACCACACCAACAGGCAUGAUGGCAUAUACCGUGCCUCCAAAUGUGGGCUCCAUGAUGAUGACCCAGCCCACCAUGAUGUACACCCAGCCAAUGAUGAGGCCAGCCAACCCCUUUGGCCAAGCCUCUGGUGCACAGAUGCAGUUUAUGUAACCUGGGUGGGGGACGGAGUCUCUACCUCCUGAAGAUGAACCACAACAAAAACAAACCAGCAGACCUCCAGUUUGCCAUUAAUGAACGCACCAUCCUCUGAGAAUCGAAGGCCCCGAGCACGGACGGGUUGAACCGGAUCACCAUGUCGGAGGCAUCCGAGCAGACGCUGUGCCACCCGAGUCGUGUCUCGUCACAGGAGGAGGCGAGCGAGCUGCCGUUCAGACCCCCCCGGACAGCAUCGCUCUGCCCCGGCUCCAUCCUGGACGAAGACAGAAAGGAAACACCCGAAGGGAGACGUUUUGACUUGGCUGUUGUGUACCUGAAAAUUUGUCAGCUUAAUGUCGCACACACACACACACACUGCUCAGAUUUAGUUUUUCUUACUCUGCUCCGGGUGAGGCUAGAGGAAUCACCUCCUUUUGAUCAUCAGUCCUCAUGAUCCACCGACACAUCCUCCGAUAGGGGAACGAAGCAAGCUCCUGUUUAUACCAUCACUUUUUAUGUAUGUUUGCAGUAGACAUUCCUCGUAUAUUGUUUGUAUUUAUUUAUAAUUACCCGGAGAGAGGAAGACGUUAAAAAAGGUAAAAGCAUAAGAAGUACAUGUAUCUACUAGUGACAUUGAACUAUCCCUUGUGGGAGGUCUUCAGGUUUAUGCAUACGUGACUGACUGUAGAAUUGGAUUUUUGAGUGAUUGAGAUUUUAGAAAAAAGAAGAAAAAAGCUAAUAUAAAGAUGAAUGAAAUACCACAUUUUGCUGUUGGGGCAUUAAAUAUUUUCUGUACUCGCAUGUUGCCUUGUACAGUUGCGUCUCAAGUCAAAAAAGGUUGUAUGUGGAUGUACAAAAGAGGAAAAAAUCAUGCGCUCACUUUGUUUUGUGAGUUGGAUUUGUGUCGGUUUGGCAAGGGAAGGAAGGAAGGAAGGAAGGAAGGAAGGAAGGAAGGAAGGAAGGAAGGAAGGAAGGCGUCCACAUCAGCGGCAGCAGCAGCAGCGCCGCACUUUGACUGAGGCAGCGUUGCAUCGCAAAGGAAUCUGCAUUUAUGCUUUUUACGCUUUUGGCAUGCCAUUUAUUCUUCCAUGUAACAAAGCUACUGGCUGGCUGCCCCCCUUCAGCCUGGCUGUAUGGGGGUCUCUACUGGCUGUAUGGGGGUCUCUACUGGCUGUAUGGGGGUCUC